Molecule: messenger RNA, 327 nt
Organism: Anisakis simplex (herring worm)
Lineage: Eukaryota; Metazoa; Nematoda; Chromadorea; Rhabditida; Anisakidae
Source: the annotation of a GenBank genome assembly
AUGCUGAUAGCUUCAAUUCAAGACAUCACAUUCGAAGAUGCAGACAAUCAGGAGACUCGUAGUGCUAAAGAAGCACUUUUGUUGUGGUGUCAAAUGAAAACCGCAGGUUAUCCAAAUGUGAAUGUGCGUAAUUUCACAACAUCAUGGCGUGAUGGCUUAGCAUUCAAUGCACUUAUCCAUAAGCAUAGACCUGACCUUAUCGAAUAUGAUAAGUUACAAAAAUCAAACGCUUUGUUCAAUCUCGGAAAUGCGUUUGAUACGGCCGAACAACAACUUGGCCUCAUGAAAUUCCUCGAUCCAGAAGGUUUGUUCUCAUACAUUCUUUGA